GAAAAGUGUGCUAACAACAAUGUAUUAGUUCGGUUCGAUCAUCAUCAUUACGAGAGUGGUUUGUUGAAGGAGAACAACAGAGAGGAAGGUGCAUUUUUAUGUGAAGUGAAGUGAACCCAUUUGCCAGCACACACACAAGACCAUGCCACUCUCGUGAGAUAAACGAAAGGAGAAUUUUUUUUUUUUUUUUUCUAUAGUCCGUACCUUACCCUAUGCAGUUCCUCUUACACCGUCCAUUGUCCUAGUUCACCCACCAGUAUCCCCAAUUUCCAAGGGGACCCAUUUUUUCCACUGCAUUUUUGAAUCUCCUUUUAGUGCAGUUAAGCGAUAACUAACCUCUAAUGAUCAUAAUAAGCGUUAAAUGCACGUCGAGACAGUUUCAGCAAGUUUCUCUCACCCAUUACCCCAAAUGUUGUUUUCCCUCUCUGGGUUUCACUCACCGUGUCCCGAUCUGGUUGGGUUUGAGCUUUAUCUGAUGAGAAAAGUGAGAAAAGUUCCGAUUCUUGGGCGUGAUUGGCAAGUUGGUUCCCCAACAGAUCUGAGUCUCUGUAAAGAUAUUUGCAGAAAGGAUCUCCUUUGUAUAUAAUUUGGUACCAUUUUUGAUUCUUUGUUCCGCUGAACCCGGAACACAUGAUUGGCAAGGUUGUCUCUAAGGUUGUCGAAUCUGGUUAGCUUGAUGAAGUUUUCGAUCAAUGUGGUCCAAUAGGGAAAGUUAGUUAGGGUGAAUGGAUGAUUGUGAAUCAGGGCAAGCAUCAAGGAAGAGCAAAGCCGCGGAGAGCCCAAGAGUAAGACCACCGCUGGUUCUGGCAGAAAAGAACAAUGCAACCACAACAGCCACCACCAGGCGUUCGACAACAAGGGAAGUUAGUUCUAGAUAUAGGUCACCUACUCCUGCUACUCCAUCUAGUACUCGUAGAUGUCCAUCACCAAACCUUACAAGAACAACCUCUGCAUCAACCUCAUCAACAACCUCGUCAACCUCACAGUUGUUUCCAAAGAGGUCUCUCUCUGCAGAAAGGAAGAGGCCUUCAACUCCUCCAUCUCCAACUGCACGAAGACCUUCUACACCGACCAAUGAUUCAUCUGGGGAUGGGAAAUUGUUGUCCAGAAGGGUCGCAGGUACAGGUAGUCGUUUGCCAGACAGUCUAUGGCCUUCCACUAUGCGAAGUCUGAGUGUUUCUUUUCAGUCAGAUACCAUUUCCAUACCUGUUAGCAAGAAAGAGAAGCCGGUUGCUAGUGCUUCUGAUCGCACUCUGCGACCGUCUUCAAAUGUGGCGGCGGCGGCGCACAAGCAGGCUGAAACUCCAACCGGAAGAAAGCCUACGCCGGAGAGAAAGAGGAGUCCUCUCAGAGGGAAGAAUGCCUCUGAUCAGUCUGAGAAUUCAAAGCCAGUAGUUGAUAGCUUGUCUUCUCGGUUGAUAGAUCAGCAUCGUUGGCCCAGUAGGUUAUCUGGGAAGGUUUUCUCUAAUGCAUUGAACAAAAGCUUUGAUUGUGCUGCGAUGAACAACACUUCAGUUUCUUCACCGAGAAGGUUGUCUAUAUCAGAUGAAUCAUGUAAACCCUUGCAAAGGUCUUCUAGUGAUGCUGUAAGGCUGGUAUCACUUGUUGGAAGUGGCAGGGUGAGAUCAGUUGAUGACUGCUCUCCACGGGAAUUGAGACCUCACAAAUCUGCUUCUGCAACUACAAUUGCAUUGGCUGGAGUCAGAUCUCAAUCCUUCUCAACAACUCCAGGAUCACGAGUGUCUUCACCUAGUAAGACCUCAGUGCUAUCCUCUUCUACUUCAAGAGGUGUCAGUCCAUCUAGGUCAAGACCGUCAACUCCUCCUUCUAGAGGGGCCAGUCCAUCUCGAAUUAGGCCAACCAAUUCAUCCAUUCGAUCAAACAAUUCAAUUUCAGUGCUCAGCUUUAUUGCUGAUUUUAAAAUGGGGAAAAAGAGUGCAUCCUACAUAGAAGAUGCUCACCAAUUACGGCUUCUCUACAAUAGAUACUUGCAAUGGAGGUUUGCCAAUGCAAGAGCUGAGGAUGUUCUUUAUAUCCAAAACGCAAUUGUGGAGAAAACUCUCUAUAAUGUAUGGAUUACUAGUUUGUCCUUGUGGGAGUCUGUGCUUAGGAAGAGGAUCAAUCUUCAGCAGCUGAAGCUUGACCUUAAGCUGAAUUCUGUUUUGAAUGAUCAGCUGAUGACCUAUCUUGAUGAUUGGGCUGUACUUGAAAGAGACCAUAUUGAUGCUCUAUCGGGAGCCGUGGAAGAUUUGGAGGCCAGCACUCUUCGUCUUCCUGUAACUGGAGGAGAAAUUGCAGAUAUUGAGCAUUUGAAGGUUGCUAUCUGUCAAGCAGUUGAUGUCAUGCAAGCAAUGGGAUCUGGUAUCUGUUCCUUGCUCUCAAGGGUUGAGGGCAUGAACAGUUUAAUUUCUGAAGUUGCUGUCAUAGCAGUUCAGGAAAAGACCAUGCUUCAUGAAUGUGAAAUGCUAAUGGCUUCAGUAGCAGCUAUGCAGGUUGAGGAAAGUAGCCUUUUGACACAUCUUAUGCAAAUCAAGUAAGCUUUGGGGGCAAACCAGUAACCAAUUUGGGAACCUGACCUGCUGCUUAGCUAACAAGUUAUAACUCAUUUCUUGCAGUUUCUGCCAUAGUAUCCAUAUCUAAAAUCUUUCAGGUUAUUUACUUUGUAAAUUUUCGAAUAGGUUUUUUUUUUUUUUUUCCAGUUAAACAUGCUGGAAUCCAUAGUUUUAUUACCCCUUUUUUCUUCUUCUUUUCCCCCAAUACUAGAGGCCAUAGGUUUCAACUUGUAAUUUUUUUACUAAGAUAAGGAAAAGGAAAUGAAAAGCAAUGGAACAAAAUAUCAUUCAAAUUUAUGUUUUGCUAUUACCAUAUUUAUCAAUAGUCAUGUAAUUUUACAGCACAAAAACAUCUCUGUUGAGGUUAUAAGUUACACA
Molecule: messenger RNA, 2930 nt
Organism: Vigna unguiculata (cowpea)
Lineage: Eukaryota; Viridiplantae; Streptophyta; Magnoliopsida; Fabales; Fabaceae
Product: AUGMIN subunit 8-like
Biological process (GO): spindle assembly
Cellular component (GO): nuclear microtubule; cytoplasm
Molecular function (GO): microtubule binding
Source: RefSeq, a predicted model, not a curated record